AUGCUGCUGCUCGCGACAUUGACAGCGGCGCUCUCCCUCUCCCCAGCGCAUGGGGCAGUCGUCGACCGUGGCCUCUUCGACAAGACAUAUGACUACAUCAUCGUGGGCGGGGGUACGGCCGGUCUCGCGCUCGCAGCCCGACUCUCGGAGAACCCAAACCUCGACAUAGCUGUGAUUGAGCCCGGGAUCAAGUACCAGGUCUCCAACAUCGCCUUCAGCAGCACGCCUGGCGCAGACGUGCUCUUCAUCGGCUCGUCGAUGAGCGACUCGCAGCCCCUCGUGGACUGGAACCUGGAGACGGAGCCGCUUACGGGCGGCCUGGGGCGCAAAGUGCACUAUGCGCGCGGCAAGUGCCUCGGCGGCAGCAGCGCGCGCAACUUUAUGAUCUACCAGCGGCCAGACCGCGGCUCGCUCGACAUGUGGGCGUCCCUCGUCGGCGACGAGAGCUACUCCUGGUCCAACUUUGAGCCCUUCUUCCGCAAGAGCGUGACCUUCACGCCGCCCCGCAACGAUGUCCGCGACCCGAACGCCACGGUCACCUGGAGCGCUGAAGCCUACGACGCCGGAGCCGGCCCCCUCUCAGUUACGUACCCGAACUACGGCGGGCCGUUGACGUCCUACCUCCUCCCCGGCCUGGGUGAAGCGCUCGGCAUCCCCCUCGUCGACGGGUUCUCGGCCGGCAACAUUCACGGAAGAAGCUAUGCGCCCGUGACAGUACAGGCGAAGAGCGGGAACCGCGAGUCAUCGCAGACGUCCUUCCUCGACGAGGCGGAGCAUAGGGGCAACCUGCACGUGCACAAGAUGACGCAGGCGGAGCGCGUCCUCUUUGACGAGGAGCGGAAUGCGGUCGGUGUCGAGGUGGGCUGGGGCCGCAAGUUCAUGGCGCGGCGGGAGGUGAUUCUGUCUGCUGGCGCGUUCCACUCGCCGCAGCUCCUCAUGCUCUCUGGUAUAGGUCCCGCCCAUCAUCUGCGCGAGCAUGGCAUCAACGUGAUCGCGGACCGGCCCGGGGUCGGGCAGAACCUGACAGACCACAUCUUCUUCUCGCCCACAUACCGCGUCAAGGUGCAGACCUUUACUUCGCUCGCGAACAACAUUCUCAAGAUUGGCUGGGAGUUCCUCACGAAUUUCAGCAGAAACCGAGGCGUGCUCACCAACAAUGUCUCGGACAUGAUUGCCUUCGAGGACAUCCCGCGCGAAGACCUCAAGGCCGACACCCUCGCGCUGCUCGACAGGUACCCCGAGUCCUGGCCUGAUGUCGAGUAUAUGUCUGCCCCCGGGCAUAUUGGCGACUUUUCGAGUCUGUUCAAGAACCAGCCGAAGGAUGGGUACCAGUAUGGCGCCAUGCUGGCGGCGUUGGUGAACCCGCAGUCGAGGGGGAGCGUGACGCUGCGCUCGAACAGGAUCAGCGACAAGCCAGUCAUCGACGCCGGGUGGCUGACGCACCCCGCUGACGCCGAUGUAGCUGUCCAGGCGUACAAAAGGGUACGAAAGGUUUUCGCCUCGGACGCUGUCAGGCCCGUCCUCGCCCAUCCCGAGGAGUAUCAUCCUGGCCCCAGCGUGGCGACAGACGAGGAGAUCCUGCACCAGAUCAGGCGCGACAUGAUGACCGUCUGGCAUGCGUCAACGACGUGCCGCAUGGGCCGGGUUGAUGACCCCACCGCCGUGGUGGACAGCAAGGCAAGGGUCAUCGGUGUCAACAAGCUCAGAGUCGUCGAUGCGUCCGCUUUUGCGCUCCUCCCACCAGGCCACCCGCAGAGUGUGGUAUACGCGCUGGCGGAGAAGAUCGCGGCCGACAUCUUGGCGGGAAUCAAGGAGGAGGAACAACACAGUCUGGACAACAACUGGUGGAAGAGGGAGGCGAAGCUGUAG
Trichosporon asahii var. asahii CBS 2479 is the source of this 1869-nucleotide messenger RNA. RefSeq lists its product as uncharacterized. The record is from RefSeq and is a predicted model, not a curated record. The coding region runs from base 1 to 1869 and encodes 622 amino acids. NCBI's taxonomy places the organism in Eukaryota, Fungi, Basidiomycota, Tremellomycetes, Trichosporonales, Trichosporonaceae. The transcript has a single exon. Gene Ontology annotation, biological process: secondary metabolite biosynthetic process. Gene Ontology annotation, molecular function: flavin adenine dinucleotide binding; oxidoreductase activity, acting on CH-OH group of donors.